GACUCUUCGGGCACAACACAUUGGGCGACCGUGACAGCGCGCAUAGGAGGAGCCAGUGUCUCCGUGUAAAAAGUCGACAGGAAGGAAGGAAGCAAGCAAGAAAGAAGGAUAUAGGGAGCGUGUGGCAAGAGGUUUAUCGUCAGUCCGUCGCCAACCUCGACGCCGGCAACAGAUCCCCCUUCCCCCGCCCUUCAAAAAUAAAGAUAUCGACUAUUUUUUUUUAAAUUAAUUAUUUGACUCUUCACUUUUCUCCCAGUCGACAGUUUCCCUUUUGUAGACCAUAAAAGACAAUCAAGUGAGAGUUUGUUUUUCUAGACACUGGUGAUCCAUUUGAUUAUGAAUUUGUGCUGAAUUGGUUUUUCCCGCCAUGAAUUCCAUUCGACUAUUGGCGCUCGUUUGUUUCGUCACAUGGCGGGCCGUUCAAACUGUCCAAGCCUUCGGGAUGAUGACACCGUCGUUCGCCGAGAACGUGCCCAACAUUACGGUCGUCGCCGGCAAGGACGUCGUUCUGCCCUGCAUCGUCGACAAUUUAGAACAUUUCAAAGUGGCGUGGGUACGAGUCGACACUCAAACCAUUUUAACAAUUCAUACCAAGGUAAUCUCGCGCAAUCCGAGAGUUGGCCUAGCCCAAAGUAGCAAACGUCACUGGUAUUUACGACUGAAGAACGUGGAGCCGAGCGACCGCGGCUACUACAUGUGUCAGAUCAACACGGACCCGAUGGAACACAGCAAAGGCUAUCUGGAAGUCUUGGUGCCUCCUAAUAUCGUUGACAGCGGGACGACGGAUGGGGUUGUGGCUCGCGAGGGAUCCAAUGUCAGUCUGUCUUGCCGGGCCACCGGUCACCCGGAACCCAACAUCACCUGGAAACGGGAAGACGGCUCGGAAUUCAUCUACAACGGAGUUGCAGUCUCGGCAGUCGAGAGCGAGGUGCUGCAAUUGACCAAAGCCAGCCGGCUUCACAUGGGCCCUUAUCUUUGCAUAGCGUCCAACGGCGUCCCACCCUCAGUGUCUCAAAGAAUUCCGCUGAAAAUUCAAUUUCCGCCAAUGUUAUGGAUCCCCAAUCAACAAGAAUUGGCCUACAACGGGCAGGACGUCGUUCUCGUGUGCCACAUCGAAGCCUAUCCGAAAUCGAUCAAUUACUGGACGACGGCCAAAGGCGAUAUGAUCAUUUCAGGUGACAAGUACGAAGCGAUUUCGUCGGACGAUUCCUAUCGCGUCUACAUGAGACUCAAGAUCCGCUCGGUCGGAUUGGCCGAUUUCGGGGCUUACAAAUGCGUGGCCAAGAAUUCACUCGGCGAAACGGACGGGACCAUCAAACUCUACGAGAUCCCCAAUCCGCACACGACUUUCGGCAUCACCACGACCACAACCUACAGGCAAACGACGACAGAACCGGCCAUCCGACACGCCAAAAAGAAAGAGCGGAAAAGAGCUAAACCGAAUAAAGGGAAUAGCAACAAUUCGCCCGCCAUUCAGAACGAAGUCACCGACGAUAACAAUCACGGUGACGUAGUGGAAGAUGAAGCUCCGCAACCAACGACCGGACCCACUUACUACGGAACUAUCGACUCGCGGGAGCAGCCCAGCAGCUCGUUUGCAAUGUCGACCUCGUUAAAAUCGCGUCAAUGUUGCGUCUCAAAUAUUCUCAUGUGUUGCGUCGCUUAUUGUUUCGUCGUUCAUCAAUUUAUCGCAAGUUUCUCUGUAUAAAAACAACAACCCAAAAAACUACAACCCAAAAAACAUUUCCCUGUCGAAGAAGAUGAAAGAUGGUCACGAGUUCCUGUUUAUAUUAUAAAAUUAUAUACGAUAUAUCAUCCCUUCUCUCUCUCUCUCUUCUUUAUUGCCCUUACGUAAUUAAUUAAAAUUAUCCGCCGCCAUUUCGAUAAGAAAAAAAAAACAUUUCGUGAAACAUUUCAUUGUUUUUCAUUCCCUUUUCAUUGAUCAUUUUCUUUUUUGAAUCAACGGACACGUUUGAAAAAGAAGAAAAACAAAACCAAAAAAAAAAACAAUCAUUUUGAUGCUGCCAACCGAAAUGUUUGUGUGUGAACAAAUUCAUGACGUAAAACAAAAACAAAAGGAUCAACACGCCUUUUCUCAAUUCGGUUUUCUUUUUUUGGGUGGUGGUGCUGGGUGGGGGGGAAGAAAAACUGAACAGGAAAAUAUCAUCAUCCGCCAGAACAAAUAAUUUUCUGUUGUUGUGUGUGUGUGUGUGUGUGUAAUGUACAUAUUAUAACUAAUAUAUCAUAGUGUGUGGGCUGCCAUAUCUCCAUAAAACUCAAUAUAUUCAAAUGAACCUGAACUCUGAACCCCCCAUCCUCGAAGGCCGUGCAUCUACUGUACAAUUACGUGUGCCUAUCUCUGUUGCAUUCACACACAUAUCCCACGUCGUACGCGGAUGUUGGAGCUAAAGAAUCAAAACUUAAUGGAGGAGAAAGUGGACCAGGUGAUGCAGCUUCUUGGGGAGAUGAUUGUUUGGGGAGUUCUGGGUCCGUCCCCAGCAUCAGCCAAACAAUAAUGAUUAGAUAACUAGCGUGGACCAUCACACCUUGCUGAUUGCAGAACAGAAAUAUUACUACCCAACUGUUUUGUGUGUGUGUGGAUGAUUUGUUUCAUCACGGUUGGUGGUCAAGAGAAAACCAGCAGAACAAUAUCAGGCGAAAGCAUGAGAGCAUCCUUUUCAAGACCAUCACACACACAGCGGGGUGGAAAAAGAAUCUUUUAAGGGCCUGCUGAUUGGUGCACAAAUGCUCUGAGGCAGUUUUUCGAA
This is a messenger RNA of Daphnia pulicaria, 2768 nucleotides long. RefSeq names its product lachesin-like. Gene Ontology annotation, cellular component: neuron projection. The record is from RefSeq and is a predicted model, not a curated record. The coding region runs from base 368 to 1708 and encodes 446 amino acids. The transcript has 12 exons. NCBI's taxonomy places the organism in Eukaryota, Metazoa, Arthropoda, Branchiopoda, Diplostraca, Daphniidae.